AGUCCCUUAUUUAUGCUGCGAGCUUUCAAAUUGACAUUUUCAUCUUCCACUUUUGAUUUUGGCUUAGACUAUCAGAACAUUAGCACAGCACAACUUUAUGAAGAGAUGAGUUGAAAGGAAAGGGAAAAGCUCGUCUUUUAUGGUCACUCGUAGAAAUCUGAAUAGGGAGGAUUAAUAACAAAACAGAAGUCCGCUGCAGCGAAUAUUGGCAAAAUGGAUACCCGUUGCAUAUUGUUUCAGAAAAUGUACCACAGGAUCCUGCAAACCAACAAACAGCUUUACUUUAUCAUUAGUCUGAAGAGUAUUACCUCUAAUUUUACCCAUAGAUAUGUACAUUACAUGGAGAAUUCUCAAACUCGAAAUCUAGAACCAAUAUCAUCAGCUGUUGUACCGGAUGUUUUCUUAGUUGAGAAAAUUAUGUUGAAUCUAAGGCAAGGCAAUGUUAAUUCCUUGCGGAAUGGUAAUUUUCGCCUCAACGCAUUGGACAUAGCUGAGGUUUUGCAGCGAUGUGGCAUUAAUUUGCAACUGGGUCAAAGAUUUAUUGAUUAUGUUGUGCUGACUAGUAGGAAUGUUAAACAUUCGUUGAUUUCGUUAAGUGCAAUGAUACAUGUCUUGGUACGUAGUAGAAGAUUAUCAGAUGCGCAAGCUUUAAUUCUUAGGAUGAUAAGGAGAAGCGGAGUUUCUAGGGUUGAGAUUGUCGAGUCCUUAAUAUCAACGAGUAGUACUUGGGGAUCAAAUGAUGUGGUGUGUGAUUUGCUAAUUCGAACUUAUGUGCAAGCUAGGAAGUUAAACGAAGGCACAAAUGCAUUUAGACUUUUGAGAAGUAAAGGGUUUAAGGUUUCCAUAAAUGCUUGUAAUAGUCUUCUUGGGGGUCUUGUGAAAAUGGGUUGGGUUGACUUGGCAUGGGAUGUGUAUAGAGAAACAAUUAAAAGUGGGAUUGAACUGAAUGUUUAUACAUUAAAUAUUAUGGUCAAUGCCCUGUGUAAAGACCACAAAGUUAAUGAUGUCAAGAAAUUCUUAAAUGACAUGGAGCAAAGAGGAAUAUUUGCAGACGCUGUAACAUUUAAUACUCUUAUAAAUGCAUAUUGUCGCGAUGGGCUUUUAGAUGAAGCUUUCAAUGUAAUGAACUUCAUGUCUGGUAAGGGGUUGAAACCAGGUCUUUUUACAUAUAAUGCCGUUAUAAAUGGUUUAUGUCAGAGCGGAGAACAUGCUAGAGCAAAAGGGAUUUUGGAUGAUAUGUUGAGCACUGGGUUGAAUCCUGAUACUACCACUUACAAUACAUUGCUUGUUGAAAGUUGUAGAAAUGGCAGAUCUCAAGAAGCAGAAGAAAUUUUCAGUGAUAUGUUGCAUCAAGGUGUUUCUCCUGAUCUAGUUAGCUUCAGUUCACUUAUUGGAGUGUUUUCAAGAAAAGGACAUCUCGAUCAGGCUUUAGUCUACUUUAGAGAUGUGAGGAAAUUUGGAUUGGUUCCGGAUAAUGUAAUUUAUACUGUUCUGAUAGAUGGUUAUUGUAGAAAAGGCAUGAUUCCAGAAGCUUUGAAGAUACGGAAUGAAAUGGUAGAGCAGGGCUGUGUUUUGGAUGUAGUUACGUACAAUACAAUAUUUAAUGGGUUGUGUAAAGAAAAGAUGCUAAAUGAUGCAGAUGCGCUGUUUGAAGAGAUGAUAGAGAGGGGAUUAUUUCCUGAUUUUUACACUUUCACCACGCUCAUUCAUGGCCACUGCAAGGUCGGGAAUAUGAAUAAAGCACUAAGCUUAUCCAGAACAAUGACUCAAAGAAAUAUUAAACCAGAUAUUGUAACAUACAACACUUUAGUUGACGGGUUUUGCAAGGUAGGUGAAAUGGAGAAAGCUAAUGAGUUAUGGGAUGAAAUGAUCUCUAGAAAGAUUUUUCCUAAUCACAUUUCUUAUGCCAUAUUGAUAAAUGGAUAUUGUAAUCAGGGCUUUGUAUCCAAGGCCUUCAGAAUUUGGGAUGAGAUGAUAGAGAAAGGCAUCAAGCCUGCACUUGUCACUUGUAAUACUGUUAUAAAGGGCUACUGCCGAUCAGGUGAUCCAUCAAAGGCUGAGGAAUUUUUGGGAAAUAUGACUGGAAAAGGAGUUCUUCCUGAUAGCAUCACAUAUAACACUCUCAUUAAUGGAUAUGUAAAAGAAGAAAAAAUGGACAAAGCUUUUUUUCUGAUUAACAAAAUGGAAAAGGAUGGGAUGCAGCCUGAUAAAAUUACUUAUAACAUAAUUUUGGUUGGGUUCUGUAUGCAAGGUAGAAUGCAGGAGGCUGUGUUGGUAUUACGGAAAAUGAUUGAGAGAGGGGUAGAUCCUGAUAGAUCCACUUACACAGCUUUGAUAAAUGGACAUGUCUCCCAGGACAACUUGAAGGAAGCAUUUCGUUUUCAUGAUGAAAUGCUGCAAAGAGGAUUUGUACCAGAUGAUGAUUUUUAGUUUGUCUUACCUGCUCCAGCAUGUCAUUGUUGAUUAAAUAUGUGAUCAAGGAUAAUGGGCAGUUCAAUUUCAUGAUCAAUGGAUGCAAAGGAGAUUUGUGGCAGAUGAUAAUUCUUAAUUGUUUCACUAUUAUGGCCUUUAUGACUCGUUGGAUCCCUUUCUCUGUGAGUCAGAGAUUCCUAUUAAGAAGCCAAAAGCAACGUUCUGGUAUCAUGUGAAGUUAGUACUUUGUUUGUUGUCCAUAUUGAAGAGUUGCCGAGUUUCAUGCUCAGAGGGUGACUGGGGAUGCCACAAUGUUGAGUGAGAAAAAAAGCCUCAGCCUGCAUAAUUUCAAUACACGAAUGAGGGUUGAAUAGUAAAUAUUAAGUACGAACCAGUCUGGGCGGUGAUUACAAUUACAUACAAAAGAGUCAAACCUGGUUGAACUCGAUACAAACACGUUCAAGCCCUGCCCACAAGCAGGAUUCUUGAUGCUGUUGGAUAAAUAUCUAUUUUCCCUGGAGAAGAGUCUACGCAUUGACCCUCGAUAAAUGUCAGCCUAGCUAAUUGAUCAGUCGAUGUCUAGGGUGUGUAUUCAUUUCAAAUUAAAUCUAACCGAAAUUUGAUUUUUUUAUUCAAAA
Mercurialis annua (annual mercury) is the source of this 3050-nucleotide messenger RNA. RefSeq names its product pentatricopeptide repeat-containing protein At5g01110. The record is from RefSeq and is a predicted model, not a curated record. The transcript is spliced from 6 exons. NCBI's taxonomy places the organism in Eukaryota, Viridiplantae, Streptophyta, Magnoliopsida, Malpighiales, Euphorbiaceae. Bases 214 to 2430 code for a protein of 738 amino acids. Gene Ontology annotation, molecular function: protein binding.